Soboliphyme baturini is the source of this 915-nucleotide messenger RNA. The record is from the annotation of a GenBank genome assembly. Lineage: Eukaryota; Metazoa; Nematoda; Enoplea; Dioctophymatida; Soboliphymatidae.
AUGCUUCUCCGAAGUUGUUGGCGGUCAUUGAGGAAAAUUGUUCGUUAUCCGAUCUGUGCACUUCUGUGCGUAUGUGUUUUGUUACUGGCAUUUCGUGCAGUCAUUCAACGAAAGCCGUUGUUUUAUUCGACUUAUGACGACUCGUUGUGGGACGAUGACUAUAUUGCAAAGUACGAUGCUGAUGACCCCCGUCUGCUUAGCCACAUAUACAAGUAUUAUUUGGAACCCCCGGCAGAGCGACGUAUAGCAUAUUGUUUGGACGAUGUGACGAAACUCGACUAUUCGCAAUACAACCAAAGUACGAUUGUGGCGACCCUGCUGAAGCAUAAACGAAACGGGUUCUUCGUCGAAGCCGGUGCCUACGACGGAGAGGAGUUAUCCAACAGUUUGUAUUUCGAAAAGAGUUUAAAUUGGACCGGGCUGUUGGUGGAACCAAGUAAAAUGAACUACGCCAAGUUGAGAUGCAAGAAACGCAAGGCGUGGACGUUGAGGGGUUGCCUCAGCGGCGACCCUAAACCCCGUAAGAUGAAGAUGAUCGGGGCGGGUGACUUGGGUGCUCUGGACGACUACACUGAAUGGUGGCGCAUGCUGCCUUUACAGUACGAACGGCGCAUCGAGGUCGGCACCGUCUGGUGCUUCCCUUUGAUCUCUGUCCUCAUGGCGAUCAACCAAACGAAGAUCGAUUACAUGGUUCUGGACAUCGAGAGGGCUGAAAUACCUGUGCUACGAUCGACACCGAUGGACAAGAUCGACGUGAAAGUUUUGCAGAUCGAGUUUUCGUCGUAUUACGACUAUGCGUUCGGUCAGAAGUACGUACAGAAGAGGAAGGCGGAACUGCAAAACUUUAUGGCCACUCAUCUACCGCUGUACAAAGAGUACGAAACGGCCGUCAUCGACCUGAUUUACGUCAAGUGA